AUGACUUCGUUACUGCAACCAAUGGACCAAGGCAUUAUCUACAACAUGAAACAACAUUACAGAAAACGAAUUUUAACGAAUAUAUUGACUCAAGUGGAUGAGGGAAAUUCUGUUAUGGCCAUAGACUUGCUGCAAGCAGUUCGAAAUCUUAGCAAUGUAUGGAAUGUCUAUGUUAAACCAGAAACAAUUGCCAACUGUUUUAAAAAGGCUGGAUUUUCAAAAGAUGCUAUGCAGAUUCGAUUUGAGCAUUGGGAUGAAGAGGACCUUCUUUCAAUAUCGGAUUUAACUGCUUUACAGUCUUCUUUUAAAAAAGUAGCAAAUAUCGAAGCAUCGUUUGAUGACUACGUAAAUGUUGAUAAUGGUGUGCAGACUUGGGACAACCCAUCCGAAGAAAAUAUUCUCAACAGCAUUUUUGAAAGUCGCGGAGUUCCAGCUGAACCUGAUAACGAUGAACACGAUUUGACCGUUGAAGAAUUGGCAGAAACUGAGGAGGCAUUACCUACGUUGAUACAAGCUGCUUCAUCCAUUACCAUAAUUAGAACCUUUGUGGAAAUGAGGAGUGACGUGCCGAUUAAUGUUUUCAACUCUCUACAUGAUUUGGAAACUUUUAUUGAAAAUGAAAAAUGGAAGACUGUAAUUCAAACCAAACUCACUGAUUAUUUAAAAUAA
Messenger RNA from Anastrepha obliqua, 669 nucleotides. RefSeq names its product tigger transposable element-derived protein 6-like. Bases 1 to 669 code for a protein of 222 amino acids. Gene Ontology annotation, molecular function: nucleic acid binding. The transcript is spliced from 2 exons. The record is from RefSeq and is a predicted model, not a curated record. Lineage: Eukaryota; Metazoa; Arthropoda; Insecta; Diptera; Tephritidae.